UAUCACACAUGUAUAGUGCAUGCCUGUACACCAGAAGAAUUGGUCCAGAGUUUCAAAUAUCAACGGAAGCUAAGUUAUAGCUGGGAGGGGGGGUGAUUUCUGCUGUUCAUUUUCAGAGUUGGUCUCUUUACAAAUUUUGGUACAAGUUGUUGUGUAAUGUCACAAAAGGCAGUGCAUAGUUUAGAUUGAAAUAGAUUGUGAGUGCUUGUAGAGUACAUGUACAUGUAUAGAAUUUCGAAUGGACUUUGAAACUCACUGUGCAUGAGUUACUGGUGUCAGUAUUUCAGUGUCAUUCACUAUGGAGCUGUCCAACAGUGUACAUCAUGUAUAUUGUUGGUGUUGAUUUCAAGUCCUUGAGUCUUACACAUGGAAGUGGCUGGCAUCAAGAGUUCAUUUUAGGACAACUUUUGUGAGAGUGCUGGGAAAAUGGGCCUCUAUAGAUGCAUUUAUCCAUUUAGAAACGGGAAGAGACGAUGCUCUGACAGGAUGCGCCAGCCAGCACUCUCCUCCUGAAGGAAGCAAUCCUUGUUGGCAAUCCAUUUAAGUGUCGGGUGACGUCGUGUACAAAGGGGGUAAAUUACAUCAUUAACCAGGGACAGUGAGGGAGCUGACCAUGGAUGUGAAAUAGCAGAGUUCCAGGAGCGUGACCCCAGUAGUUAUGGCUAUGUUCCAUUAGGAGAUCAUCAAUGCCUCGUUUAGGCCUGCACACUAAGGUUUGAAAGCACACUCAGUCUUGAGAGAUGCCUGACACUGCAUACUGAUCAGAGGCCUAUGAACAACACUUCUGGCCGGACAGCGCCCAAGAUGAAGAGUGUUCAGCUGAGUGCCGACUUGCCACCAGCCGACUCCCACAUCAUGCUAACCUAUAACAGUCUGCCAGCCAGGCCACACCGGGCCAUGCCCAGGAACAAGACAGGGAUUUAUUUGGGCAGCGAUGUACCUCCAAAUUCCCCACGUAUGUACCACACUGUCCCCCCUUUGGCCAGGCCACGGGGAACAUUAUUCAGGCCACGCACACCCACUGACAAAAGGAGACGGGCUUACGCAGAACCAGGCCAGGCAGGCUUAGAGCAGGGCGACAGGCAGGGUUUACUGCAGGUUAGCAUCAGGCCGGUGCAGUUGACUGACGAUCCCGAUUGUCUCUCCACUCCCCUCCUCUACCUCUACAAACACCCCUGUCCCGCCCCCAUGGCCCUGCCUUAUGCUCCUCCCAUGAUCCUCCGCCUUCCCAUCCUCCGCCCCAAGCAGCAGCAGCGAGUGGAGGCGCUCCGGGUUAGGGAGGAGCCGCGAGGAUUCCAUCCCCAGCCAGUGAGGAAAGCCAAACCCAAAGUCAAGCAAGAUGACUCUCAGUCACUGACGCCAAACAAUGACCAGGCGCCAGUUCUAAGGAAGUCGGCCAGGAAUUUUGUAGCCGCAGCCAACAGCGGUGUGACCCACCUUGAAGACCUGGGGCUGGAGGAACUGAGCUUGCGCUCGGUCAGCACAGGCCGAGAGUCCAGCAUUCCACCGUCCAUUGUCGAGGACAUCCAGAACACCAACAGGAGAAUGGUGGGGCUGGAGGAAUGCUACAGUAAAAUUUGCAAGGGCAAUCUGUCAAGUUUGCAGAGUCUCCUUCCUGCCAGGAAAGCAGCGGGGGCAACGACAGGCAUUAGAACAAAGACAGUGGCAACACCACUGACAAUCAGGAGUUUUCGAAAUCCGCGGAGUCCCCACUCCGUGGUGCAGUACAGUGACCUGAGGCACAAGUCAAAAGGCACAGGGGCAGCUAAGCCCCCUGUGCCUGCCCCUUACUACUACAGCAGCAAAGGCUUGCCCAACACCACCGAUGACGGCGGCAGUAAAGUCAGGCUGACCCGCUUGCCUGCUUCCAGCCGAAGCACAGAGAGGGUUCUAGCUGCCCCAGGGGUCGGGACAAUCAGUCAGUCUGCAUUGAGCCGGCGGGCAGCCAGUCUUCCCUCGGACCCACCCCCAGGCAUCGAAGGAAUCCCUCCACCUAGCCUAAACAGUAACGCCAAGUUCAUGGACUCAGAGGACCACUAUGCGCAUAAGGACGGCUUCAGAGUACCGAGCGGUACCCCUGCAGUCUCUGCCACGGACCUUCACAAGAUGGGCAGUUCAUCGAGUCUCAGUGAUGGACGCAAAAACUCCUCACCCCAAAACCCCCGGCAUCCCGUCAGCUCCGAGGCGCAGCCAACUGUGGCACCACCAGCCAGCCCUGCCAGCACCCGUAAGUUUGACCCAUCGACCGCCAGCAACAAAAACAACUCCCACAGCAUCCCCACGGGCCUGACCAACGGCCACGGGUCAGCUAGUGAGUCUGCUAGCGACCUUGACGAGCCAAGGCCUGACCCUUUCAGCGCCAGGAGCGAGGAGGGGUCCAGCCGGAGCAGCACCCUUACCCAGGGGGAUGCCCCAGGGGAUACCCAGGGGGACACCCAGAGGGGCAGGUUGUCCCUGUCUUCCGUUACCAUUGUGGUAUCAGUUGAGAAUGACAGUGGGGAGAGUCAUGUGGUUGAUCUAGAGGAGACAGUGGAAACGGAAUAUGAAGGUGAUAGCCAAGCCGGGACAUCCAACGAGGACUCUGAGCAGCUGAUUCACGAGUGGCAGGAGGCUUCGGAGAAGAAGCAUGCCGAGCUACAGAGGCUUCUGGAGGAACACCAGGAGAUUGUCUCCCACAUUGAGGAGCUGGAGAAGAUGACAGAGCAGGCAGGAGGCAGCAGCCGUGAGGCUGAGCAGGAGGGGUAAGCCAUCGGCCUCCCCUCACCAGACUCGGUCAUCGCUACCAAUCAGAAGAGUAGGACACUUUACCAGAGAUUAUUUCAUAUGCCCUUAUUUUAUCACUUAGCCAUACAAUUAACACAAAACCCUUGAGAUGUGAUUUUUUUUCUAAUCAUAUUCCAAAUCUUUAUGCUUUCUUGGUGACAAACUGGAUGAAAUUUAAACAUGGCUUUACAGUUGAGUGACUUUGUUCUCACUUGGAUCAUCAACCCUGGUUGUAAUUUCUGGACAUGAGGACCCUCUGCACAGGAAUAUCCUCAGCAGAGACAGAGAUGUCAGACAUGUGAUUAUCAUUGCCGCUGAGCACACCCUGUACCUCAACACACGGGGGGCUUGUGCACAUUCCAAUGAAAUUUGUUCUGCACGCUAUGCACGAUACCGAUUCGUGCACAGCAGAGGGUGGAAGCACUCUUACAUGUACAAGUUCUGGCACUGGACAGUUCUCCACCAUUCAACUUUACUUGUCCAAACCAAAUGGGAGACACUGCACAUGAUGGCUCAUCUUACUGUGACCGUCAACAGACUAGCUAGUGAUAUUUGAACACUAUUGAGUCUAAUUUUGGGAUCCUACCGGAGUGUUAAAAUGAGGGCAUGUGAACUACAAGCAGUUGUCAACGACAAUCUUGAAUUCUUAAACUGCAUGUUUAUCUUCCUAGAAAGGAAUUAAUCAGUAUUUUUGUACCUGAUAUGCUUUUGUUUACUCAAUGUUUAAUGGCCAGAUUUUUCUCUGAACAGUUGUGGCUGCACCUUACCUCAGAAAAUCCUAACAAAUGCUGUGAACAAAUAAUUGAUUUGUCCUGUGUGGCCUAAAGAGGUGAACCUGCAUAAGCAAAGCACCCUGAAAAUGUUUCUGCAUUCUGUUGAGACUUCACCGAGAGUGUCAGUGAUUUAUAGGAUGUAGGAGAACCAGUGUAAUGUUACCGCUGUAUUACUUCGCUGUGUGUUAUUAUGAUGUAACUUCAUGUGACUGGCCAUGUGUGUUUCUGCUUCUUUAAUAAGAAUAUUUAUUACGCUUGUUAGUCUUGAACGCAGUCUGAUUUGCCUUUGUUAUUAAAUUGCUUGCUUAAAGCUGCAAUUGAGACUUUUCUUUUUUUCACAUUGAUCUUUUUUAAUCAUUCAAGUGGGAAUUUGUCAUUUUAUCAAUAAAGGCUGAAAUAGAACAUGUAGAUAUUCGAGAAAGAGUUCAAACAUUUGUUCAGGGAGGUCAGUUCAUUCGCUCUGUGGUUUACCACUGUUGUUUUUAAUUUUGUUAAGGUUGUUUCUUUUUCAUUUCUUGGUAAAAUUUGUUAACAUGCUUUCGGGUCAACCUUACCAGUAACUGUAUUCCUAAAAGUCCAGUAUUGUACAUGUUUAAAAUCAUUUCAUGAUAAUUCAGUGAUAAAUUUGAAAAGAUACCUAUUUAGCCCAGAGUGGUAUUCAGGGCUGACCUUAUGUUCAUGUUGGGGGGGUUUAAAUAGAAGCUUCCAAAGUACAGUAUUUCAUUUGGAUACGUUUGGCUUGUUAUAGCGGUAAACCAAAGUUGUAACAUAGCUAAUGUGCUGAUUUUUGUUAUCCCGAAUUGUGGAGUUCAUUUGAGCUGUCUUAAAAUCGGUUGCUGAGGGUACUUUACAAUCAGGAGGGUGCCUCUUGUGAAAUAAACUGCUUUGUUUAGAUCACGCAUCCUGUAUUUUUCCCCGUGAAAUGUGAAGUAAGUUCUGUGAAUGUUCAUCUCGGGCAACUCACUUUCUUAAUUGCUGUGACUUUUUGUCAUUUUUGUGAUGAGAGGUGAUGCUCAUUUGUUUCCUCUCCUACUGUCAGAUGCCUCAUGAUUCACGUGGUUGUUCACGUGGCUUGUCUGUUUUUAAAUGUGAGAAGAAAAUCCGUCCAGAACUGUCACCGGUUAUGACAUUGCAAAGGGAAUGUGAUAUCUGUGCGUCAUUGUGUGUCUUUGUAAAUAUUUUUACUGCCAUAUGUCUUAUCAGAGUUGUAGGGGGAAGUUGCCAUUCAAAAGCUGUCCAUAAAUACAUUGGGAAAAGUGAUCAUUGGGUGUCUUGUGAAUUGACGAUAUAAAUAUAACUGCCUCAACGUUUUGUUUUGUGUUAGUUUUGUUGUUGUUGUUGUUGUUUUGUUUUGGGGGGGGUCUUUUUUUCUGUCAGGGGUAAUUUUAGGUUACUUCCCAAUCACCAUCACCAGAAAAUUACCUCACAAUUUGAAGUAAAUUGUUUUUUUGAUCUAUUAGAAAUCAAUACAAAGGAAUUCACAAAGGCAACAUAAUAAAUUUGAUUAAUGCAUGUCCUCCAAAGGGAAACCCUGUAACACUGGCAUCAUCUUCGAACUUUUAACUCGUAAGGAUUUUUUCAACAAGCCCUUUUCCGUACUGAGAUGGGGAACACUGUACGUUUUUAGGAUCGACUGAGUCUGUGUUAAUUAAGAACUUGGAUUUCAAGUCAAAUUUAGCUUUUGUAAAUGUCACGAAUACACUUCACUUGGCGAAAAGUAAAUCUUGCCUUUUUGAUAAUGAAAUUUUAAACUUAAUGAUAUAAUCUAUGCAUUGAUAUUUUGCAAUUGAAAAGGAGCCUUUGGUUUUGUCCCAUUUUUGGACCAAGACAAUUAUAUUCAGUGCAGGGAAGAAAAUGAUAUUGGAAAUCAGUACGCUUGGUGUUCGUGCCUAUAGCUCUGUCUAUUGUUAAUACUUAAAUGUAUACCGCACUUGAAAAAUUAAAACGUGGUCGUCACCUUUCAA
Messenger RNA from Acanthaster planci (crown-of-thorns starfish), 5500 nucleotides. RefSeq lists its product as uncharacterized. The record is from RefSeq and is a predicted model, not a curated record. Lineage: Eukaryota; Metazoa; Echinodermata; Asteroidea; Valvatida; Acanthasteridae.